UUUAAUCAUGUUGUUUACAAUAAUACUUCUUUACAGGAUGAACCAAACAACGAUGCUGCAGUCGAAGCAAUAGCAGUUAAAAUUCCUACGCCGGUUGUACCCAAAAAAGUGAAGAAGCAAAUAAUUGUUGAGAUGGAUGAAGCCCUUCCGGAAGGUUUUAAGGAAACAACAGUCCUCGUGGAGGAUGUUCCUGGACGAGCUGAAGAUUCAGAGGUGGUUAUAGCGGCUGGAAAUGUCCCUUACAACCCCUUGGAGAAGGUUGAUGCUUCCAAAUUAGAGCUCUUAACCAAUGUCCUCCGCGGUCCGAAUGUGAAGCACACUCUUUUCGGGUAUCGCAAAGUGGACAACGAGUUUUUCUCCAUGCUUAUAGCACAAGGACAGUGGGUGGAUAAUAUGGUCUUGGAAAUGCUCGCAAUCUUGAUGUGGCACAAGAACGGUCAACAAAUGAUAGCAAACCGAUGCGUUGUUUUGGACUCCUUCCUGCUUUAUGAGCUUACUAAGCGUGCUGUCAGCUUCAGGAAUUGUAUAAAUAAGCUUGGGUUCAAAUGGGGCGACCGGCUAUACGACAUGGCCAAUGGAAUACACAUACACCGUGAACCUAGUCUUAGGUGGUUCAAGGAUGUCAACGUGGUAUAUGCUCCGAUGAACUGGAAAGGUGAUCAUUGGGUUGGGUUGGCAAUCCACCUCAGAGCCCGGAAUAUAGUUGUCUAUGACGCUCUCAUAGAACACACGCGGGAGUCUGUUGCAUGGUCAAAGAUGCAGCCUGUCUGCGAGAUGAUGCCGUACCUAGUGAGAGCGAUGUGCGCGGAUGUAUUGCCUGCGAAGUACUCAGUUGAACCUUUUGCCUAUGAGAGAAAUGUUAUGGUCGCUCAAAACCCAAGCUUACGAAUUAUCAGUAAAUACAUACUGACCUGA
Messenger RNA from Arabidopsis lyrata subsp. lyrata, 915 nucleotides. RefSeq lists its product as uncharacterized. Gene Ontology annotation, molecular function: cysteine-type peptidase activity. The record is from RefSeq and is a predicted model, not a curated record. The coding region runs from base 133 to 915 and encodes 260 amino acids. The transcript has 4 exons. Lineage: Eukaryota; Viridiplantae; Streptophyta; Magnoliopsida; Brassicales; Brassicaceae. Gene Ontology annotation, biological process: proteolysis.